Molecule: messenger RNA, 5565 nt
Organism: Heterobilharzia americana
Lineage: Eukaryota; Metazoa; Platyhelminthes; Trematoda; Strigeidida; Schistosomatidae
Source: the annotation of a GenBank genome assembly
CGUCUACUAACAAGUCUAAGCAACACCCUAUUGCUGACUAGAAUUACCUGAACAACGGUAGGGAAUAAGAUGGAUCUAUCCCGUUAAGAUCCUCUUUAUGCCUGUAGGCAAGCGAGAACGAGCCAACUAGUCUGUACUCGCCCACAUAUCAGGAUUUGUCCCUUCCCGCUGAUUACAAGUAGAGACGCUACUGUAUUCGUAUGAGCACAGAAACUAAGUCUUUGAAAAGAAAGUCUGAAGAACCUGUUAGUGAUCAGGUUCCUGUUAAACAAACUGAUAAGUUGGAAGAAGUUCCAAGACGUCCCACAAUUAUAAGUCCCAUCAAACUAAACAUACCCGCACAGGAAGUUUUACCAGAGAUUCCAAAGAAAGUUGAUGACAAGAUUCGUGAGAUCUUUAAUUCUGAUGAAGAAGUGAGUUUGUUAGAUGUCAAAGUAUACUCGUCUUCAGAGUGAAGAAGAGGAGAUCCCAACGGAAGCCAGAAUACGGAUGCGCAAUUUAGGAAGGUAUUUUUAUUAUAUUUUGUCGUAGGUUUUCUGUGUUCGCAUCCUUAUGGAAUGACGAUUCCGUAGCCUAAUUCGUUCGCUGUAUGGUUGCACAUCACCGCUUCUAUUGCUUAAGCUGUUGGUAGUUUGAAAAUUCUUGGAUGUGCUUGCGAGGUGAUUUUCACCCCCGCAGUAGAGCCUUCUACAAGUUUAGCACACUAUAUAUCGAUUCAAAGCAGCAGCAUGUUGGCGGGUAAUAGGUUUGUUACAGAUGGUCUGUCACUACAAAUGUCUGAAAAGUAACCGAAGUAUUCAACGCAGAAUGAUCCUUUACAUCACAUUUCAGUUUAAGCCGAAUGAUGUUCUUCAUAUGACUUGGCCGUAGCUGCUAUGUCUCGCUUUUGUUACAUGCAAGUCUAUAUUCCUGCUCCACCUACCAGUACAAAUUGGUAUUAUCAUACGCCCCCAUACAUUGUGACAAGUAGCCUACUUUAUAAACCUGUACAUAGUUAAACUGCACCAAGUAACUAUACUAGCGUCCUGGAAUUAGUCUGCGCUAAAUAUAACUUAAUUUGAACAAUCUCAUUCCUUACCUGAGUUGAGUCAGCUAUAUCGGGUUAGUUACUGAAUAAACCUCAUCACAUAAACGGAAGACUUAUGUGACUCGUUAACGUGGCAUCUCUGAACUCUGCCAGAUAUUUUACCGUUUGUCAAGAAAAGACUGUGCUGCACGGUAGUUCGCAUUAAAACCGACUAAGCCAGCCGUUAAAAGUAAUUGGUUUCCAAGGUGUUUCAGGUUCUUGUGAGACCGCUUCUGGUUUGUCUCAGAAGGGGUGAGCAAAGUCGAGUUUUGCGCAGUGAUAGGCUAGUGAAGCAAGGCAUUAUGGGUGGGACUGUGGGCUUGAACCAGUCGAGAUGACUGAAAAACAUGUCACGCGUGCCCAGUCAUCACCUUGCCCAGAGGUUGUGUCAACUUGUGUAUUACCAAGUUGGAAGGAGACGAAAGGUGGCCGGGCGGGGACCUGAAAGUGGCUGACAAAGUUUCUGACUUGAAUGAAGUCGCCCAAGUGCUUCGAACCAUUGAUUCGAGAUUUGGUGUCAGGAUCAGAAUUGAGCAACGUUGCACAGAUGCGAAUUUUCAGGAUUCGUUUGUUCACCCUCUCAUAUCCUUCCUCUCUAUUCCACUAUCAUCUAUCGUUUCAUCACAUUCCACGUUGAUCUGUUUAUUUACGCUCUGUAUCCACAAUAUCGAUCUGGGGGUUCAGUUACGACAAAAACUGGAAUACUUUCCCUUUGGGUCUUGUUUAGCAUGUCUCUGCCACACCUUAAUUAGCCAUACCUAAUCCACUUACAGUACGCAAACAGCAGUCCUGAAAACUACAGUCGUUUGAAGGCCGUAAAGGACGAUGUGGGGAAGUCAGACGAUUCUGUACUCAAUAGACAACCUCAUUCAGUCAGCGUGGAACCUGACAUUAUUACGUAACUGUCCCUGUUGGUGCACCCUUAUCAGCGUAUCGAAGUAGAAGGCGAUACGAGAAAAGAUAGGGAAAUAGAAGAGAAAGUCAUCAAAAGCAGUAAAGUCGUGCAAAUAGAGAAAGAGACAGGACAAAACUGUGACAGACAAGAUGAGGAUAUUGUGUGGAUGCAUUCACAUAUCAUGUAGAGUCUUCAGUUAUUGGUUUCUGUUGUCACGCAGACUCCAACAGGGAAGUUUGCUUUCUAGACUGCUCAGGUCAAUAGGAAAGCACUUGAUUAUGUAGUGCCAUAUUUCGCACUGGCCACAUCUAACUUUUCUUCAGUCUAUACCCCCUUCAGUUGGCGUUGCUUGCAGACGUAGACUUUGACUUAGAACGUGUAACACAUGUCCCAGCCAUGCAAGUCGAUCGAGGUUCACAAUCUCUUCUAUCUAAAACUUUGCGUCUAACCUAUACGUUGCCAACGUGGUUUACCUAACAAGACUGUGUCACUUGCGUACUCUGGGUCUACUAAAAAGUCUUCUGUAACGAGGUCAACACCCUUAUGGCAAGACAAGAAGAGAGAUCUCUCCAAGUGAAUGUACAUCAGAACUAAAUAUGGAUGUAGAUAAUAAACAUACUUGACGGAUACCAUUUGAUAUGCACAACUCAUCUAAUACCUCUAACACGCUCACGGAUGUUCAAACACAAAGCCUUCAAUAGAGUGAUGUACUUCCGCAGUACCCCCUUCAGUGACAGACUGUCAUAAGGCCUCUCGAUUAGUAUAUUCAAAUACCACCUGCAGGUCAAGGAAUAUAUAUACUGUCAGGGAUCAGUGGAGGGGGGUGGGGGUGGAAGGGGGCUGUAUAUCCGGUGGAUACACUUACGAAGUUACAAGGUUCAGCGCAUUCACUAGCUUCUCAUAUUGGUCGCCAUUCAAUUCCGAAAAAGGUGUUACGUAGUAAAGUUGCGGCUCCUUUGUUCUUUGUCAACUCAAGCAUGCUAAUGCUUAUCCUUACUUGAAGUAUUCUGUAACCCUUCAAUGUAUUUUAAUACACACCUAUGAACUGUGGUAGCCGAGAAUACGUGGAACCCAUAAGCAUUUCGUAGACUGGCAUCUUAAGUGUGUCUGUAUGUGUAAGUAUGUGAUGGAAGCGAGUUGGCAGUGUUGAGAUCGUUAUUGUCACUUCUUUGGUCAUCUUGUAACAUUGUUACAUAUCGCUCCUUUAUUGUGCUAUAGCUAUUUCUGUAGCGUCAUUAAUUUCAGUUCUUUGUACACGCUGUUGAUGCAUUAGUGUGCCAACCCUGAGUGAUAACAUAAAACGGAAGGAUGGAACUCACACGCUACGUCGACCCAAAAACAAGCGUAAAGAUUCAUCCUAGCAGCAGCGAAUGGCUUCGUGACAGUUGUUUGUCUGUUCUAAAAGUUGUAUUUGAAUGAGGUUCUAUGACAUGGAUUUGAUUUCGAUUUCAAAGGUGUUGUUUUGACAGCCUCUGUGACAUCUCAGAGUGCCGGAAGGUGUCACUAAAUCCUAAGCAAUCGUCUCGUCUUUAUGCUAUCCCUCAUGUUUCAAUUAGUUUUCAUCAACGUGGGAUUUCUACUCUUUAUUCUUUUUCACCUACUUUAGUUAUUCAUUCGCCGUUUAUUUCCUAGAUGACUGAAAAGAACUUGUUUCUCAGCUAGUAAACAGUAAAAUGUUUUCUGGUCCUUUCGGUGUUGGAGGUAUCACUUUACAUUGGUCUUUACAGAACUACGGAGCCUCCUUGUUGCUAGUGCGUGAAAAUUAGGAUACGUUGGGGAGUCAUUAUUCCUAUUGUGAGCAAACAUCGUAGUGACGGCCUCGUACUCAUUAUCAGAUGAUCUAAUCUUUUUACCUAUAGUGAUUCAUUUUGUGAAUUAUGCUCCAUACACUUUCCUGCAAUUUUGCUUACUUUAAAAACAUAGCUAAUAUUUUCUUAUGUGAAGUCAUUUUUUACCUCGAAACCACACCAUCAAACUAAUAUUCGCACUUUCAGCAUUCAAACCCGAUGUCGCAUGUAACUAAUUGAAACUCCAACAUAAUAGACCAUCGAUGUAUAUUGUUUCUGAGACGUUCGUACGAAAGUUAUGUGUAUUUAUUUAGCUGACUUUACCUAUCAGAUAUGUCGAAGCCAUACCAUUCAUCUUACGCAUUUAUGGAGUUAUGAUGGUAAAUUCCUAUGGGAUCAGAGAUACAGAAGCUCCAACAUAUGUUGUUGUGAAGAUCCGUGAAAAUAACAAGACAGUAUGAUUCAAGCCUUUUAGCUUAAAUAAGGCCAAGUAAUUCGAGUUGACCGUUAGUAGAAGCAUAUAUCACUAUAUUGAAAGGAUGUGCAGUAGGAAAAAAAUACAUAGAUGUUGUGUAAUGAUUGACAGAUGAAGUCAAAAUCUGGGUCACGUUAAAACUCGAAUCAACAGCUUCCGGGUUGUUAUUCACGUACGCCAAAUAUAUUCCUUCAUAGGACUAAAUUAAUUAAGGUCUUAUGGCAUUGUUUGGUUUACACAUAAUGGCCGAUCGGAUAUGCUGCUUAAGGCUCACACCUAACCGAUUCUCGAUGUUCGUAUAAUACUGCGUUUGGAAAAUGUAUGGGUUUUAUCCCCUGUCGAAAGACCUUACAGUAAACAAAUAACGUAGUCUGCGGGGCGGAUGUACUGGAGAAAGCGUCUCUGAUGCUGGCUCACACGAAAAGAUACUUUGAGGUAUUAUCUUCACAAACAAAAAGGCUUUAGUCUAAAAUUCAGCAGAAGGUUUCGGUCUGACGUAGCGGGGGAUACCGGUUCAAUACUACCGAAAUGUAACAAAUUGAGAACAGUUACCCUCACCCACCAACUUUGACGAAUCCAUUGUAAAUCGAAAGACGAGUUGCUGUCCGUUUGUAACCUUUCAGUUUGUUACUGUUUCUUAAAUGUCCUGAUUUUCGUUCGAUGUAUGUCUCACAUGUAACCUUUUGCGCUUUCAUGACCGGUUGUUAGCUGAUCGAACACAUCACAAAAAUGAGACGAUUAACAGCCAUGUGGUGCAAACACAGAGUCUCUUCAAUAUUUUUUGAAUGAGGCACGAUUUUUUCCAUGUUCGUUAAUUCAGAAAGUAUGGUCAUAAUUCGAAGGAAUCUUGAGCAGUUGUAAUGAAAUGUAUGAACUAUAAUAACCAUUGAAUAGCCACUAUUCGUAAAGCAAACUGAACAUUCUAGGUAAAUGAUAAUAACCAAAUGAAGAUUUUUGAUAUGCCCAGCAUGUUUUCAGACAGAUUGUGAAUACACAUGGUUAAUUUUUUUCAGAUAUACUCCAACAUCCUGCGGACCGAAUUCCUUUGGGAAAGGAAGAUUUGGUUUUGUUGAUCGAAGAGCAUUACUUAACAGACAAACAGAGGCGUUAAAUGCAGCCGUUUCAGAGGAGAACAAUCGUUGAAAACUCAUUCAGGAAUUAUCGGUAUGACUACUUACCAAGCAGGUAAAUUAGGAAUACUACUUGGUUCUACAUCGUAUGUUAAUAACCAUUCGCACACUAUGUAUAAAACAAACAAAAACAAAGACGUAACUGUACUUAUGUUGUCUAAUUUUGAUUACUUUCUUUCUUGUUAAAAAUCACUAAACAUUCAUCAUAUUCA